AUUCUUGUUUAAGAGUAUUUUGACUUGUGUCUUUCAUUUUCUCCUCGACGUGAACUACUUGGCUUCUGUUUAAGCUGAAUAUCGAAUAUUUUGACAAAAUAAAAAUUUCCAGCAUCUCGCACGUUUUGUUCCAUUUUCAGUUUAAGUUUCUGGCACCCAUUUUGCCGAUUUGAUGGCCAAUCGGCGUCCAAAACUACGCGUCCAGCUCUUGAGCGCCGCGUUCGGUUUAGGGUCCUGGAUCGCAAUGACAGGACUCUGGGUGGAGCUACCAGUGCUUGUACAAAGACUUCCGGAAGGAUGGGCUCUACCUUCCCAGUUGGCUCUCUACCUUCAAGUAGCUAACAUCGGACCCAUAGCUUACGGUUUCUGCCAUCAUUGGUGGCCGAAAUACGUCACUGAAGAAGCGGCCAAUCAUCUACAAUUGGCAAUUGGUGCUCUAUCCACAUUGCUCGUGAUUUUCAUGUGGACUUGGACAGCAAGUGGCAUCAGCUUCGCAUUCUUCUUACUGUCUUUUGGCCUGUCUCUAGUGGAUUGCACUUCCUCCGUUACGUUUUUGCCGUACAUGGCUAAUUUUAGGGCCUGCUAUUUAACGCCUUAUUUAGUUGGGGAAGGACUGAGUGGCUUGCUUCCAAGUUUGGUUGCAAUGGCUCAAGGUAUUGAAGAUCCCACCUGCGUGAAUGAGACUAGGAUUACUUUUUCUGCGGAGACGGGGCAGAAUGUCACCUUCUUCGAAAUGAUUCCUCAUGUCAACGAGCCGAGAUUUUCGCCAGAAUGGUUUUUUGGCUUCCUCUUGGCUCUGGUGAUUGUGAGUUGGCUUGCUUUCAUCGCUUUGGACAAAAUGCCCCUGUGCCAAGCAGAAAGGGUUCCGUCAACUGAAGGGAAUAAUUCCCAUGAUCAGGCUCAUGAGUUGGAAUCGCUGAAUGAGCUGCAAAAGAACGAUGUGUCCUUUAAGAACGGUGACGUCAUCAUUCGAAACGCACCACAUUCUCACCUUCUGUAUUAUUAUCUGCUAUUUCUGCAAGGCUGGGCUUCAGUAGCUACCUUUGGAAUUUUUCCAGCUUUACAAUCUUACAGCUGUCUGCCCUACGGCGACGGACCUUUCCACCUGACUGUGACCUUGUGCGGGGUUGCCUAUCCAGCAGCUUGUCUCUUCGCCAUGUUCGUGGAGAUGAGGAGAGUGUCUUGGAUCUCGUGGACAUCACUCGCCGCGACCCUCAUCUCGCUGUACGCCCUGGUGACUGCUGUUCUGUCUCCUCAUCCACCUCUUCAUCACACCUUAACUGGCGCCAUCCUCAUCGUGGUGUGUUGGGUUACUUUCAUGUUUACUUUUUCUUACAUCAAGACAAUGGUAACCAUCUUACUUGAAGAGUUCUGGGGCCACAGAGCACUCUUUUGGUGUGGCGCUGUCACGCAAGCUGGUGCUGCAGCCGGGGCUCUUCUAAUGUUCUUACUGGUAAAUGUUUUCAACCUCUUCGAAGACGAAAACAUGUGCCUCAUCUGAAGUUGUUGCAAGCUGAAAGCUCCUGAUGAAUGUUUUGAUGAAUCCACGCGGAGUACAAAGAUUCACUGCCAAAUAGAGUGAUACCUUUGAUCUCGAAUAAGCAGCGAUUAAAUUGUAUGACUAUGUUCGACAAACGAAUUGUCUACACAUUGCAUUCUGGCAACAGAAGUGGCGUAACUCAAAAAAUACUUUGGAGAAAAUCAUGUUUUUACGUAGUGGCAAUUUUGACUGAUUUAUUCUCAAACACUACACACACGCAAAACAUUUAUUAUGUUUUAUUUGCGGUUGAUUUUUAGUUUAAUAGUAUAUUCUUAUAGUUCGAAAGUUUUUCUUCUAAAGUAAGAAACUUUGAUUAUUGUGUCACUAUUGCUUGUAUCGUUAAUAACGCACGAAUACUUUGUGUGAGAUUUGUGGUAAGAUAUAUCAUUUAAUUUAGAUUUAAAAUUUUCAAUAAGUUUAUUUUUCAAAAUUUUAGGUUUGUCCCUUCCGUUGUUGUGGUGGGGUUUAAUCCACAUAGGGUUUUACUCCUGAUAAUUAUGUGGCCCAUCCCUUUACAAAGUAGGGGAAUGCGGCGCAAAGUGAAAUAACGGGGUAAAGUGAAAUGCUGCAAUAUUUACUCUGCGUUUAGCGCCACCUAUCUGAUAACAUUUUAACAAUGCAGUUGCACAUGUA
Molecule: messenger RNA, 2173 nt
Organism: Uloborus diversus
Lineage: Eukaryota; Metazoa; Arthropoda; Arachnida; Araneae; Uloboridae
Product: solute carrier family 52, riboflavin transporter, member 3-A-like
Exons: 7
Coding region: 173-1501 (442 amino acids)
Biological process (GO): riboflavin transport
Cellular component (GO): plasma membrane
Molecular function (GO): riboflavin transmembrane transporter activity
Source: RefSeq, a predicted model, not a curated record